Messenger RNA from Phragmites australis (common reed), 1522 nucleotides. Its product is annotated as protein STRICTOSIDINE SYNTHASE-LIKE 10-like. The record is from RefSeq and is a predicted model, not a curated record. Gene Ontology annotation, biological process: biosynthetic process. Gene Ontology annotation, molecular function: strictosidine synthase activity. The transcript has 3 exons. The coding region runs from base 273 to 1400 and encodes 375 amino acids. Lineage: Eukaryota; Viridiplantae; Streptophyta; Magnoliopsida; Poales; Poaceae.
GAAAAGAAGCAGGCCUUCGUCUGCUCCCUGCCCGCGUUUUUCUCCCCGAAGCGAUGGCCCUCCCUCGUGGCGAGUUAUUGUGGAUGCCAGGCGACCAUACGUCCAUAUACAUAGAUAGCACGGCAGCAUCGCCGCGAACCCAGCUUUCCAUUGCGUCGCGGCACGUACUCCAAGUCUCCAACUCCGGCUAGCAUCGGACGUUUGGACCGGCCGUGCCGGCGUGCCGCUAGUGUUUCUUGCACCACCGUCUGCUGCUAAGCACCCAUCGAUCGAUGAAGGUGAUCAAGCCGAUCGUCGUGCUCGCGGCCGCCGUCGCGGCGGCGGCGAUGCUGUCCCUGGACUCGCAGCGCGACGUGGCGGUGCUGCAGAUAAGCGGCGAAAGCCUCGAGCUGAUCCCCGUCGACGGCGGCGCGGCGGGGCCGGAGAGCGUGGCGUUCGACGCCAGCGGCGAUGGCCCGUACACGGGCGUGUCGGACGGGCGUGUCCUCAGGUGGCUGCCGAGCGAGCGCCGGUGGGUCGAGCUCGAGCGCUUGUCCUCCUCCGCGCCGGAACUGCUGGACGGUUGCCGGGGCUCUCAAGACCCAGGCCGGGAGCACGAGUGUGGGCGUCCGUUGGGCCUCAAGUUCAACAAUGAGACAGGAGAGUUGUACGUUGCAGACGCGUACCAUGGGCUGAGAGUAGUCAGCCCAAGGGACAACGUGUCCAGACCGCUUGUACCAGAGUGGCAAGUGGGCCGCCCGUUCAGCUUCACCAACGGCGUCGAGAUUGACCAUCAAACCGGAGCCAUCUACUUCACCGAGACCAGCACAAGGCUCCAGAGAAGGGAGUUCUUGAACAUAGUCAUAUCUGGCGACAGGACUGGUAGAUUGCUAAAAUAUAACCCAACGAGUAACCAGGUCGAAGUCUUGGUUGAUGGCCUAGCAUUCCCGAAUGGCUUGGCUAUGAGCAUAGACGGCACUCACCUGCUCCUUGCAGAAACCACAACGUGUAAAAUUCUAAGAUAUUGGAUCAAGACGUCGAAAGCUUCAACCCUUGAAGAAGUCGUGCGUCUAUCUUGGUUUCCAGAUAACAUCAAGAUGAGCCCCAGAGGAGGAUUCUGGGUUGGUCUUCACGCCAGGAGAGGGAAGAUCGCCGAGUGGUCGAUUUCUUACCCUUGGUUGAGCAGAUUGAUACUGAAGUUGCCAAUGCGCCAUGUUCAACGGGUCUCGUCGCUCCUGAAUCAGCUUGGCCGUCAGGUGAUAGCACUGAGAUUGAGUGAGGAGGGGAGAACAGUAGAAGCGGUCAGUGUCCAUGGUGCUGCUCAGAAGGCUUUCAAGUCUGUCAGCGAAGUGGAAGAAAGGAAUGGGAGCUUAUGGAUAGGUUCUGUUAUGUCACCUUUCCUUGGGGUAUACCAUUUGUAGAAGCGUUGAAAAGACAACUUAAGUAUCAAAUUGCGCAUAUGUUAUUAACUAGAGGAAGAUAUGGAUUAUAUGCAUGACAGCAAAAUUUCUCUUAUAGUAUAGUUUACUUCUAUUGUUUUUCA